UGUUGCAGUAGUAUUGCUUCUUAUCGUCGUCAUCUCCUUGCGCUUCUGAUGACAAUGAACCUGGAGACUUCUGGAGAUCUGAAGAACUGCCGUCUGUUCGAGGAGUUGGCGAUAGGCCAAGAAAAGGUGAGGUUGCUAGCCGAUAAGACUCUGUCGACGACAGCGGACUGGACACUGAGGGCGAGACAAGAGGAUGUCCAGAUGGAGUGA
This is a messenger RNA of Strongylus vulgaris, 210 nucleotides long. The record is from the annotation of a GenBank genome assembly. NCBI's taxonomy places the organism in Eukaryota, Metazoa, Nematoda, Chromadorea, Rhabditida, Strongylidae.